Messenger RNA from Plasmodium gonderi, 1158 nucleotides. RefSeq names its product ferredoxin--NADP reductase. Bases 1 to 1158 code for a protein of 385 amino acids. The transcript has a single exon. NCBI's taxonomy places the organism in Eukaryota, Apicomplexa, Aconoidasida, Haemosporida, Plasmodiidae. Gene Ontology annotation, molecular function: oxidoreductase activity. The record is from RefSeq and is a predicted model, not a curated record.
AUGAAAUUUCAAAUUGCUCUACUAAUACUGUCAGCUGCUAUCGGAGGGAUAACGCCGAACAAAAUCAAUACGUAUGCUAUCUUCAAAAAAAAAAAUUAUGAAUUGAAAAAAACUCUUUUUGUAAAAAGUGUUACUUUACUUAAGAAAAAGAAUAUCCAUAGACACUUUAACAACACAGAAAAAAAAAGUUACACUAAUUUAUAUACAAUUAAAAAUCCACUAAAAUGUAAAGUGCUUGACAAAGUGAAACUUGUGAGAGAACACUCUCGGCAUGAUGUGUACAAUGUUGAAAUAUAUCAUGGAGGAAUGUUUACAUAUUUGGAAGGUCAUUCCUGUGGAAUAAUUCCAUACUGUGGAGGAGUGUACAAUAAAGAGGGGGCAAAUAGACUAUACGAUAAUAUUGGGAAAAAAAGGGUAGGUCAUGAAAUACGGAUCGAGGAGAACCAUACAAAUGAUGAGAAGCAGGGUAGAGAAGGCAGAAAUAAUUACCCCGUGAAGCACAUAAAAUGCGCAAGGCUAUAUUCCAUAUCGUCCAGCAGUGCAGACAAUAUAUCCAUUGCUGUAAAGAUUCAUACUUAUAAUGAAGAAAAAAAUGGAAAAGUGGCCCUGAAAUAUGGGUACUGCUCUGGUUAUAUAAAAAAUUUAAAAAAGAAUGAUGAUAUAUAUUUAACAGGACCACAUGGAUCAUUUAUUUUACCGAAUAAUGUUAUCGAAAAAAAUACAAAUUUAAUUUUAAUCGCAACAGGCACGGGGAUAUCUCCAUAUAUAUCUUUUUUAAAAAAAAUUUGGGGGUAUGAAAAAAAUAAAAGUAUAAAAAAAUCAACUUAUAAUGGACAAAUUCAUUUAUUUUAUGGUAUAUAUAAUGAAGACUCCAUUUUAUAUUUAGAUGAACUAGAAUACUUUAAGAAAAUGUACCCAUCUAACUUCCACAUCAAUUAUAUCUUUUCGGUUAAUAAAAAUACAGAUGGUACUUCUCACUAUGUGCAAGAUGAAAUAUACAAAGGACGAGAAAAUUUUCUGCGUCUUUUUAAUGAUCUCAAAUGUGAACUUUACAUAUGUGGUCACAAGACUAUAAGGCCAAAAAUUAUGGAUAUUCUGAAAUGUCAUCAAUCUUGGGAUCCUGAAAAACGAAGGAGAGUGCACGUGGAGGUUUACUAG